UUCGCGUCUGUUCCCCGUACAUAUCCAAGAGUGCCCAUGCCUGCGAAAUCCUGCGAACACACCGCGGUGAUGCCUGAAAUGCUCGUUGCCAGCUUUGUGUGGGGCGUUCUUGUAUGCGCAGCCCAAGAAUGUGAAGAAGCUCCGAUGCUCCAGAUGUCUGAGAGGUCGUGGGCUCCGCUAGGCGCCACAGGCCCUAGUUUACAGAUUGAAGCUGAGGAUAAUCCCACCAUGGUCGCUGAGGGAGGCGGUCAGGGCCCUCACAUUCACACACUCCAUGCAGAGCAUUAUCUUCUGCAAAAUCAAGGCAGUUUUUCAUUUUGGCAUUUACCGGGCUUGAACGCGAUAGCGUCCAAGAGACUGGUGAAUUUUCAGAUCUUUGCCCACUACUCGGGCCAUAAUUCCUACCUGAAGGGUCUUCUGGUGAACUGGGAUAACCAGGGUGAACAGCCUGGUGCUCUGGAGAUGACAUCGGAGGACUGCAGGUGGCGCGCCCAGACCGCUGGCCACGGCUGGCACGACUUUGAUGGACCUGAGCAUCUUUCGGCCUUCCUGGCAGUUGGCCAGGACCAAGGCCACUUGCGUGUGGAGAUGUUGAUGCCCCAAACAGAAGGAUCAGAAGGUUUCAAGAACGGUUUCAAGAAGGUGGCGCAUCUCUACACCAUGUGCAAGCCAGGUCAUCAUAUCAACGUGAAGAUCAUCAUGUUCUCUCAGGAGCACGUGAGUCUUGUGCAAGGCCAACUUGGGAGGCACAGUGCAGCCAAGGCUACGGUGGCCACCGUGGUGAGCGGCACAGCAGGACAAAGAUGGAGGAGGGACCAAGAAUUCUUGAUGAACAAAAGCUGGAUGGAACUUGGAGGUACUUUCGGUGCUGCCUAUUUGAAGCGAAUGAGGACCCCGACGCCUUUCUGAAAAGCUGCAGCAAGGAAGAAGAGACUGAAGCAAGGCGAACUUGUUCCAAAUUCUUGGGUCAGCCUCCGCCGGAUCCAAAGGAGAUCAGCUUCCAGGAACAUUUCGCUCCCUAUUUCGCUCAGUCUUUUGAAACAGUUUUCCAGGAUUGCAUCUUUGAUGUGUGCCUUGGUGGCGGUGAGAUCCCUGCUGAAUUGGCAGGAGAAUAUCUUCGAACGCCUUUCUGUGAUCGUACCUUGAAGCGAUGACUGGACAAGAAGACACAAUCCGCAGAGUGCAGCCAUGUGCAGCCUUAGCUAGCAGCGCUAGCAGUGUGCAGUUUAGUUACUCCAUAUGGCUAUAUAAGGCUAUAUAUGACUCCAUAUUACUCGACGUUGGCAAUGCUGUGUUCAGCACAGCGGGCGCCUCAUGAUUUCGGCAGC
Cladocopium goreaui is the source of this 1328-nucleotide messenger RNA. NCBI's taxonomy places the organism in Eukaryota, Dinophyceae, Suessiales, Symbiodiniaceae. The record is from the annotation of a GenBank genome assembly.